This is a messenger RNA of Letharia lupina, 2691 nucleotides long. RefSeq lists its product as uncharacterized. Lineage: Eukaryota; Fungi; Ascomycota; Lecanoromycetes; Lecanorales; Parmeliaceae. The coding region runs from base 1 to 2691 and encodes 896 amino acids. The transcript is spliced from 6 exons. Gene Ontology annotation, molecular function: protein binding. The record is from RefSeq and is a predicted model, not a curated record.
AUGUGUCAGGAACUCUUGAAGUUCUAUGCAUCGUGGAAAGGAGCGGAAGACGAUGUAAAAAGAAUGUAUAGUUCUGUUGAAAUGUUGACCAAGAAUUUCAUAUGUCUUAGGAGUUCGAUUCAGCAAACUCGGUUCGGCCGGGAUGUCGUGGCAAGGGUGGAGGAGAGCAUUGCGAUGUGUGAGAGUGGUGUCGUUGCUUUGAAAAAAAAGCUUUCAAAGAUCAACAGUGUCUUGCAUGCCAACCGUGGAUGGAGUCAUAAGUUGAAGAGCCAAUUUCAGCGAGCGCUGUACCCUUUCAAAGAGAGUACUAUCGUCAAGCUGAAAGAGAUCUGCAGCGACCUGCAAGGCAAUUUGACCCUCGCUCUGGAGACGCUACAGAUUGACGCAACCUCCGUAUCAUUGCAGACCUUGGGUGUACUUCAGAACAAUGUCUUUGAAAUGUCCCUAGAUAUCAAAAGCUUCGACAGCCAGCUCGCAAAGGCUUCAGCCUGGGUUGGCGAGCUACAUGUGUUUCAAAAAGAUCAGUAUAUGUCGGCCAUCUACGACUGGCUUUCGCCUCUUUCGAGAGAGUUCAGUAGCAAACAGCAUGAUACUUUCAACAUCACAGCACGGCAAGACAGGUUGAGCGACUGGGUGUUACAGACAAACCAUUACCAACAAUGGCUACAUGGGGCGGGGACCACAUUAUGGUGUUUGGGUAUACGUGGCGCCGGGAAAACGGUGCUUGCGUCUUUCAUUGUGAACGCCCUUCAAGUGGUCAGUAACGAACACGUUGGUGUUGCCUAUAUAUACUGCAAUUACAGCGAAGCCGAGAAACAGAACCCUACGAAUUUGCUGAAGAGCAUACUCCUGCAGCUGGUCUCUCGCAAACGCGUAGUUAUGGAAGAAUUGACGGAAGCCUACAAGAAACAUUCGAAGGAGGGGACGGCACCAUCUCUACCCGAAUGCUGCCGCCUUCUUCACGCUGCCAUUGGUUGUUUUUCAAAGACCUACCUGGUCAUUGAUGCCUUAGAUGAAUGCGCUGAAGACGCUAGGGAUAUAUUGUUUGCGGAGCUCCGGAAAACGAAGCCUCUGAUCAGUAUCCUUAUCACCUCACGGCAUACUUUCAGCGACCAUUUUGACUCAGAAAGUGCAUUACGCCUAGAAAUCGAAGCCAAUGUAUUUGAUAUCAGACAGUACCUCGAAGAACGCAUAAUAGAAUCAAGGGUACUGCAAGCGCACAUAAAGAAAGACAAGAAUCUCCAUGAGCUCAUCAUAUCUGGCAUUGUCAACAAAGCUAAAGGAAUGUUUCUACUUGCCCGCCUGCAUUUGGAUUCUCUGAUGGCCAAGACUACACUGCGCAAAGUGAAGACCGCCUUAGACUCCUUGCCCGAAGAAUUGGACAGAACAUAUUACCAGGUAUUGCAAAGGAUACAGGCCCAAGAUAGAGAUCAUGCUGUGCUGGCUCUAAAGGUUCUUGGCUGGAUACAUCACGCUGUGAGGCCGUUAGGCACUCGGGAGUUGCAACAUGCAUUGGCCGUGGAGCCUGGGGAUGCUCAAUUCGACGAAGAUGGUAUACCUGAGAUCAGCCUAGUCUUGUCUGUGUGCGCUGGCAUUGUGACGAUUCGGCAGAACAACAUCAUGGGACUGGUUCAUUAUACCGCUCAAGAGUACUUUGAACGCCGAUCGCUAGAUUUCUUCCCAGAUGCGCAGACGGAGAUUGCAAAGAUAUGUCUCACCUACCUCUCAUUCAACGAGUUCGCACAGGGACCAUCACCUGAUGAUAAAGCCUUUGACGACCGAAUGGAGGUUUGUCCUCUACUACAGUACGCGUCCCAGUACUGGGUUCGUCACGCGCGCGAUAAUCCAGAAGCAGGAAUCAAAGCAUUGGCCUUGGCAUUCCUCAAGCAAGAAUCCAAUGUAGCGUCGUCCAUGCAGGCAUCAGAAGCAUUCAAAUCUCGAUUUACAAUGCAUAGCCAGCAAUUCAGACGCAACGUUCGAGGUUUGUGGGUUACUGCAUCAAAUGGUCUUUACGAUUUAACCGUUACAUUGUUGGAAGAUGCUGCAUCGAUCGAGCCAGAAGACUUUGAGGGCGAAAGGCCGUUGCACCGGGCAGCUAUUAAUGGACACGACGACAUAACACUACUGUUGGUCGAGCAUCAGGCAAACAUCCACGCGAAAAGUAAUUCGGGAGCCACAGCCUUGCAAUGCGCAGCCUCUCACGGGCACCAGCAAAUAGUACGACUACUUAUUGACAAAGGAGCUGACGUUGGGACUUGUGACAAAAAGGGCUGGACAGCGCUACAUUUGGCCGCCUCUAACGGUCACAGAGAUAUAUUGAGACUGCUUUCAGAUCAUGGAGCCGACAUCCAAUUAAAAGAUGGAUAUGGAGCCACCGCCUUGUACCGUGCAGCUGAGAACGGACAUCACGAAUGCACACAACUACUCGUCGAGUGGGGUACUCAAUUAGACGCCAAGGACACUUAUGACCAAACUGCUUUGCACCGAGCUGCCGAACUCGGAUACCUUUCCGUGGCUGAGAUACUGUUGGAGCGUGGAGCCGACUGUACAAUCAAGGACUACUACGGAUGGACGCCAAGGUAUCGCGCUCUUGAUAUGGGCCAUGAUGAUGUGGCUCGCUUGAUACUGAAAUUCUCUACUCCGCUUGCACAGUCGACCUUGUACGAUAGUGAACAAAGCAAGAGGGCAUAG